UUAUUUAAACUUGAGUGAACUGGUUUCAAAUAUAAUGAAAGACUUCACAGUUGACUUCUAGCACGACUGAGAAGUAUCAUUUCAACUGAACCAGUGGGAAACGAAGCAGACUCUCUUACUCUUCUGCGCAGCUUAAUUGGUUCGUGGUUCGACUUCCGAGUCCACUCAACCCAUCAGUGGUGUGAAAGAAAAGAGAACUAAGGGAGUCAAAGAAGGAGAGGAUAUGGUUUCUCCCAUUCCUACCAGAGUCAAGAAUAUAUGGGAAAAGUGGAAUCUCCGGGGUUUUGUACUCCUCAGCCUCUCAUUGCAAACUAUUUUAAUUCUUGGUGCACCCUUUCGAAAGCGAUCACCUAGCUUAUUUGUAACCUUGGUUAUCUGGUCAUCUUACUUGCUUGCUGACUGGGCAGCUAACUUUGCAAUUGGCUUAAUUGCAAACAGCCAGGGUGAUAAUCCAUUUAUUCCAAACCCCAACAACACCGGUCAUUUUAAUAGCGAUCUUCUGGCAUUUUGGGCGCCCUUUCUUCUGUUACACCUUGGUGGUCCAGACACAAUUACAGCAUUUGCUCUUGAGGAUAACACAUUGUGGCUGAGGCAUUUGUUUGGGCUUGUGUUCCAGGUUAUAGCUGCGGUUUAUGUCUUCAUUCAAUCAUUUCCCAAAAACAAGCUGUGGCUGCCGACGGUUCUCCUAUUUCUAGCAGGAAUCAUCAAGUAUGCCGAGCGUACACGUGCUCUGUAUCUUGCAAGCUUGGAUAAUUUUAAGGAGUCCAUGAUUAAGAAACCUGAUCCUGGUCCCAAUUAUGCAAAGCUGAUGGAGGAAUACUCUUCGAAAAAAGAUGCCAAGCUUCCAACUCAUAUAGAGUUGACAGCAGAGCGCAGCAAAGAUUCCAGGACUACUACUUAUGUGGUGGACCCUAAGGAUAUGGAACAUAAUAUUGCACUGGUUCGCCAUGCUUUUCACUUCUUUAACAUCUUCAAGGGUCUUAUUGUGGAUCUCAUUUUCAGCUUUCACGAACGAUUUGAGAGCCGUGUGUUUUUCCAUGACAGAACAGCAGAGGAUGCUUUCAAGUUGGUUGCAAUUGAGCUCAAUUUCAUAUAUGAAGCUCUAUUCACCAAGGUGGUUGUUGUGCAUUCUAAGAAGGGAUACAUUUGCCGAGCUAUAUCCUUCAGUGCAGUUUGCACAGCUCUUGUUUGCUUCCAAAAAAUAGAGAAACAUGAUUUCCAUGGGUUUGAUGUUGGAAUUACCUAUAUUUUGCUUUUUGGUGCCUUGGCCUUGGAUUCAAUAGCUGUGUUCAUGCUUAUAUUCUCUGAUUGGACUGUUGCUGCUGUGAAGAAGUCUUGCCAGAAUUCUUGUCUUGCCAAUAUUCUCAAAAGGUACAUCACUCUCAAGCAAUCUUGGUGGUUCGUUGCCGAAAAUGCAAAUCCAUAUUUGGAGAGGUGUAGGCAACUUCUAUUUCGAAGGUGGUACGAAUCUGUCUCCAUAUUCAACUUGAUACAUUAUUCCCUCAAGGAAUGUCCAAAAUCGAGUCCUAAUAUUUUUGAUUACUUCUUCAUGGCCUACAUAGAAAUCAUCUACUUACUGGGUCUUAAGGAUCUUCGAGAUAAGAUCAAAUAUAGGAAGAGCAAGCCACUCAAGAAAGAGCUAUGGGAAUUCAUUUUUGCUCAGUUGAAAGGUAAGUCCAUGCUCGCAGAUGAUCCUGAAACUGCCAGGAGAAUAAGUUCGGCCAGAGGUGACUGGAUUCUACAGGAUAGUGACUGGAAUAACUCUACAGAUUGUCGUAAAUUGCUCCCUUAUGUUGUUGAUGUUGAAUAUGAUCAGAGCAUUCUACUGUGGCACAUUGCUACCGAGUUUUGUAUUAAUGAUAUUACACUCGAAUUUAAAGAGGAUGAAAGAAAUAAGCCUGUUCUCACUAAAAUCGAACAUUGUGAGACCUUGUCUGAGUACAUGGUAUACCUCUUAGUUAUGCAGCCUACUAUGAUGUCUACUGUAGCAGGAAUUGGACAAAUAAGAUUCCGCGAUACGUGUGCAGAAGCGAAAAAGUUCUUCAGCAGAAGGGAACUAGGACCAGAUGUGGAUCAAAAAGACGCAUGUGAUAGAAUUCUCGAGGUAAAUACAGAUGUUCAGCCGGUUGCUGUCAAAGGGGAUCGCAGUAAAUCUGUGUUGUUUGAUGCAUGUAUUCUAGCGAAAGAACUGAAGAAGAUGGGCACAGAGAAAUGGGAUCUCAUGAGUCAAGUGUGGGUGGAACUACUAGCAUAUGCUGCAGGUCACUGCAGAGCAAAUGACCAUGUCCAAUUGCUGAGCAAAGGUGGAGAGCUUGUCACUUUUGUUUGGUUAGUGAUGGCUCAUUUUGGCAUAGGGGAGCAGUUCUUGAUAAAUGAGGGGCAUGCAAGAGCAAAACUCAUUGUGGGAAAGUAAUCAUACAGUUACACUGAAUAAAAUGGUGUAGAAUUUAGUCAUGGGAAUGAAUGGUAUGUAAUUAUUUUUUUUUUUUUUUUUUGCUUGGAGAUAAUUGUACUGCACUGAAUUUUUAAUUGAAGUGUGAAUAAAACAUAUUUGUGACGUU
This is a messenger RNA of Rosa rugosa (rugosa rose), 2561 nucleotides long. RefSeq lists its product as uncharacterized. Bases 224 to 2413 code for a protein of 729 amino acids. NCBI's taxonomy places the organism in Eukaryota, Viridiplantae, Streptophyta, Magnoliopsida, Rosales, Rosaceae. The transcript has 2 exons. The record is from RefSeq and is a predicted model, not a curated record.